Messenger RNA from Magallana angulata, 1887 nucleotides. RefSeq lists its product as uncharacterized. The transcript is spliced from 3 exons. The coding region runs from base 1 to 723 and encodes 240 amino acids. NCBI's taxonomy places the organism in Eukaryota, Metazoa, Mollusca, Bivalvia, Ostreida, Ostreidae. The record is from RefSeq and is a predicted model, not a curated record.
AUGGUAAAAUGUCUAACCCAAAAAAGAGUCCUGAAAACCAUAGCCGGUUUCCGUGGGCAUGUCACCAAACAACAUGAAAAACCCCAUCUCAAAGCUCAUCAACAUGAGGCUAACAACACGGCUGAGAAUCCUAUCUCCAAGACCACCUCCACAGAUCUUCACACCUCCAUUGCAGAUAUUUUUCCUGCUAUCUUUGAAGCUACCCUGAAGAGCAUUGCCAAGGACCCCAUGCACAAGUUGUUCGGUGAAAGUGAAGUCACUUUGUUGUCUCGUGUGGUGUUGUGUUUGUCGGGAGUACACCAGUUUUUCCUGGAUACCUUCAUGACCGUUUUCUCUGUGGGGAGGACCCUGUGUAGUACCUUGGACAGGGAGUACAUGUUUCAGAAGUACCACCAGACCACAGUGAGCGCAGAUUUUACUUGUGGUUACAUGCUUUUAUUUGGGACUUUAACUUUUACCAAUCAGGGUAUUUGCAACUUCGUUAACAUUUUGCUGAUGGAACUUAUGGGGAACCUCAUCAAGGAGCGAGCGGAAUCGGCGCUAAAGAAAGCUGCAUCGGAGCACGAGACCAUCUCAGACAGUGACCAGAACAUUUUGUUUUAUGUUUGUGGUUUUAUUGCGAGAUCGUUGAAGAAGCGUUACUCAAGAUCAAAGAGUGCUUGCCCGAAGAAGAAAAAGUGCCUGGAAUACUUGUGCUCAUGUCCCCCAAUUCCACCUUCAUAAGCCGCUUCAGCAACUGGAUGUCGAAGAAAGACCGUGGUGGCCUGCUUUACCCAUGUGACGACUUUUUCCUCCUAGUUCGAGAGUUCGAGAUGUCCAUCAGAAAACAUGUCAACUUACAUAACUUGUCUGCCAAAACUUUGUUAUGUGACAACCUUAAAGAACAUGUGCUAGAGUCUUUCAUGGUGAAACAUUAUUGUAAUAAACUGUUUGGCGACAUUGAUGGCGACAUGGACAUUGUUCAAAGUAUCAUACUUGAGGACAUCUUGUGCCUAUUUUUGACAGUCCGAGGAUAUGCCAUUACAAGAGUAAAACGUAAUGAGCUGGCCAAAGACAGUCAACCAAAGAAAAAGUCUUCUGGACUCCGUCACUCACUGAAGGCCCUCACAGCCAACUUGAACUCUUAACUUUUCAGUGUAUAUCUUGUGUGAUAUUGUAUUCACCUUCAUUUGUUAAAGCACAAGUUUUCUUUUUUAUAUCUGAAAGUAAUGUUUGAUCAUUCUCAAAAAUAUGAAGUCAAUAACAGAAAAGAUUCAGAUAUUUUUAUAACAUUAUCAUUUAGAAAAUACAGAAUAAAAACUAGUGCUUUAUCAAUCCUAUUUUAAAUAAAAACUCAGUUUAUUAAUUUAUCUAAUUUAUUGGAACACAAUCAAAGUAUGUUAAACAGUGACAUGGUCAUGAUAUGUGAUAUAUUUGUUUUUGAUUUUUGUUACUGACAAACAUGCAUUUCAUCUUGACAAAAGCCUGUAUUGAAAUAAAUUCUAUAACAAUUUACUUUCUUUUCAUUCAAGAAGGAGGUUAAGACAUUUGUUCUGACUGAGCAAUCAAAUAACAGCAACAUUUCAAUAACUGAUGAAAAGUUACUUAGAUUUCUAACACCAACUGAAUACAUAUCAAUGGUGUUUAAAGCUAAUUACCCAUAGAAAUUAAAUGCAAUGUACAUGCAUAUAUUUAAAGUUCAAUAUAUACAUGAUAAUGAUUAUAUGGAUACUUAUACCAUUAUAAUAGAAAAAAAAGUCUUGUGUUUGAACAUUCAAAUUACCUCAAUGAUGGAAUAACAGAUUCUUCAUGAAAAGAUGGUUAAAAUUCAAACACAGCAACAAAAUAACAAGGGUGUUAAAAGUUCACUGACAAAGUUUUUGUAUAUAUACAUGUCUAAUUACAAAU